Molecule: messenger RNA, 2262 nt
Organism: Culex quinquefasciatus (southern house mosquito)
Lineage: Eukaryota; Metazoa; Arthropoda; Insecta; Diptera; Culicidae
Product: zinc finger protein 709
Exons: 5
Coding region: 126-2054 (642 amino acids)
Biological process (GO): regulation of transcription by RNA polymerase II
Cellular component (GO): nucleus
Molecular function (GO): zinc ion binding; RNA polymerase II transcription regulatory region sequence-specific DNA binding; DNA-binding transcription factor activity, RNA polymerase II-specific
Source: RefSeq, a predicted model, not a curated record
GCAAUCAAAUUGGUAAACAAGGGCGAACUUUCUUUUCGCGUUCUGAUCACAAUUUUUUGCUUAAACAAGUUUUAAAAACUAAUUUCAUGUGAAAUUUUCAAAUUAUUUGGUUUUCUCCCAUUAAAAUGAUGCAUGUUGCACAAUGUAGCAGAGAACCAGCCCGUCCGAAUUCCCUCGAUGACUUUUGCCGGGUCUGUCUGCUGCGGAAGCCUUCGCUGCGCCCGCUGACGGGCCAGUCGUCCGGCGUCAUGAUCCCGGAGAUGCUGUACAAGCUCACCGGCACGAUGCUGAACGUGCAGGACCAGUUGCCGGCGGUCAUCUGCGAGCGCUGUCUCGUGAAGCUGGACCUGGCGUACAGCGUAACGGAGGAGUUCCGCCGGCAGGAGGAGCUGCUGCGUCAGUUUUUGUGGAAGGGAGGCUCGUUGGUGGGGCAACUGGUGGAGUACGGGUCGGGGGUGGAAUUGCGGCCGAAGUUGCACUCGGAAGAGGUCAUUAGGAGGUUGGUGGAAGAGAGUAGAACUGUGGAUGAGCCGAAGCCUACCAUCAAGCGAGAGCCGCUGGAUGUGGUCGACGACUUUGUCGAGCACCGCUCGGAGGAAGAUUCGAAUCUCAAUGACGGAAUGGCCGUGAAGGAGGAAUUACCCGAUAAGGAAGCUGAUGGGGCCACUUCUUUCGAGGUGAAAAUUCAUUCCUCGCCGAUGGAGUCCGAACAGGACGAUGGCGACAAGGAUUCAGAUUAUCGUCUGGGUGAAACUGAAACCCGGGAAGAUGGAUUUAUUCAAUCGCCGAUGGAGUCCGGCGCGGACGAUGAUGACUUUGAAGAGGAAGAUGACGAACGGGACGUUGAUUUUCAACCCAAUCGAUCGACAGUUUCUGUUACAAGUGUAGAAGAUGAGAUAUCCGAGGUUCUCGCGGAUGAUGCGACAAAGUGUCCGGAUUGCGGUAAAGAGUUCCCCACUCCGUUAUCGUUACGACGACACUACAGAAGGCACAUUGUCAGGAAGAAGGGAAUGUUUCGGUGCGAGAAUUGUAAUAAGAAUUUUGCCUCGAAAGCCGAUCUCAGACUACAUGAUGUGACUCACAUUAACAAGGCUAAAAAGAGCUCGCUUUAUGAGUGCAAAUAUUGUUGGAAGAUCUUUACACGUAAAUAUCGCUUGGGUUUGCAUCAGAAACGUCACGAGCAGGAGAACGAUGUGGCAAUCAAACCGAAGCUGGUCGAAGAGCUUAAAGCAACUCCACAGGAAACCGAAAGUGAACCAUCUGCUUCUGGCAGCAGUUCAAAGCAAAAAAUCUACGAAUGCAAGCAUUGUCAAAAGGUUUUCGCCUGGCAAUGUCGCCACAAACAACACGAAGAGCAGUGCGAAAAGCAGAGACCAUCUGAAACCCACCAACAGGAAGCUCCAACAACCGACCCAGCCUCCACCAUCGCUCAUCCGCCCUACUUCGAGUGCGCCCUCUGCCCGAAGAUCUUCCUCUCGGGAGCUCGCUUCCGGCACCACCUAAAAUUGCACGAAAAGAAGCAAGCCGACGAGGCGGCAAACCCCACCCCGGCAGCCCGCUUCCCGUGCCCCAAGUGCAAAUGCUCGUACGAGGAAGAGUGGAAGCUCGAGCUGCACCUGCAAAGGCACGCCACCGUCGAAAGUGGCAAGUAUCGGUGCAAAACGUGCGACCACGCGUUCGCCACACCGAUGGACCUGCGAAGGCACGAAAAGAAGCACGCCUCCCGGCCGGAGUGGCGAACCCCGCCGGAGGAAAUCCCCGCCCCGCUGAUGAUCGUCAAAAACGAGCGCAAGUUCUUCAAGUGUCGCAAGUGCGUCAAGAUAUUCGUCAACAAGUCCACCUACUUCUCGCACGCGCAGAUCCACGUGGCGAUCAAAACGGGCGCGUUCAAGUGUCCGCACUGUCCGAAGCGGUACGGCCAGCGGUGCCGGCUGCGGAUGCACCUGCGGGAAAAGCACGACGUGUACUUGCCGAAACAGGGGAGGGGAGGAGGAAGAAGAAGGGGAACCUUCCGAAGAGCAGGACGCGAUGUUUUCGACGGAGGAGAGUUAUGAAGUGCAUUUGCGGGAGCAUCAGAGCGAAGGUGGGGCGGAAGGGGGAUCCGGAGGGGAGCUGAAGCAAGAGUCACCUACCAGCGCAUCUGAUCAACACUCAAUCGCCAUCGAAGAAGUGAAGGUUCCUUGCAUCAAGCAAGAGCCAACAAUCGAUGAUGACAGCAGCCAAACGCAAGACAGCUUUACGCGGGUAAAGACCGAGUCCCCG